This is a messenger RNA of Alternaria burnsii, 1104 nucleotides long. RefSeq lists its product as uncharacterized. Bases 1 to 1104 code for a protein of 367 amino acids. The transcript has 5 exons. The record is from RefSeq and is a predicted model, not a curated record. Lineage: Eukaryota; Fungi; Ascomycota; Dothideomycetes; Pleosporales; Pleosporaceae.
AUGACAACCUCCAACGAUCAUCGUAAAGUGACAAAACGAUCCUCAAACGCAUAUCUCUCCGACCUCCGCGCAAAGGUAGCCAGGUUAGAGCAAAACCAAGGCAAUGCGUCAAUAGCAUCUCGGGUGCAAACGACGGCAGAUGAUACAACGGCGCAGGAAGAGGAUAUAGACGCACUAGAACCGGACCAUGACCGACAACAAGUCAAUCCAUCUAGCAUUGGGGGUACGAGAGAAAAUUCGCCGGGGCAUAGACCUGAGCCUGACGAAUCGAACUUAAUCAACCCACUUAUUGAGUCCUUCAAAUUCUGGUCGUCUUCUGGACGAACUUUCUAUCUUGGUACCUCCUCGAACUGGUCAUUCCAUGGACAGAUACUCAAUUUAGUGCACGAGCAUACUCGAAAAUCACCUCUUCCGAGUGCCGAUUUGUUGUUUGACGGCUCAGCAUAUGAUUUACCCUGGGAUGGUACUCGCAGCCUUCCAGAUUCCACUUCUCCGGUUAUUCCCAGUAUCGACUACGCCAUUUUCUUGAUCAAUGCUGUGAAAUUCCAUUGCGCUCAGCUUGUACAUCUUUUCGACGAGGAUGAAUUCAUGGCGAACAUGCACGCGUUCUAUUCGAACUCUGAGACUGGCGCAUGGAAAGAGAAGACGUUCCUCCCAUGGGAUCUUGACGCACUCUUUGUAUCGACUAUGGUCCUCAUCCUAACCCGUUUUGUUGACUUCAGCUUGAUGGACAACCAAACAGGUCAUUUGGAUAAAGCCUACGGCUUUAUGGAAACUAUAGUAUCUAGUGGCAACCGAAUCGCGGCAUUUAGAAAUGUGGAGCUCCACAAACUUGAAGAAAUGUUAGCGGAGUACUUCGAAAACAGGGAACAGCCACCUACUGCGUCACCAAACACGAUCGGCUCGGGUCCAAGCAUGCAGCGCCCACUCUCCUUUCCUGAAGGAUAUCAAUCUACAGCUGGGUUACUGAAUUCAGAGGACACGCUGCCACCUCCCUAUACAGGGAUUCUGGCUGUGGCUGAGUCUAUGGAAAUUGAGGGAACGGAUUGGCUAUCGUUCGCGACUUUAGAUAACUACCAGAUCCUUGAUUCGAGUAUACAAUGA